This is a messenger RNA of Gadus macrocephalus (Pacific cod), 3815 nucleotides long. Its product is annotated as transient receptor potential cation channel subfamily V member 1-like. Gene Ontology annotation, cellular component: membrane. Gene Ontology annotation, molecular function: calcium channel activity; protein binding. The record is from RefSeq and is a predicted model, not a curated record. Bases 150 to 2438 code for a protein of 762 amino acids. The transcript has 15 exons. NCBI's taxonomy places the organism in Eukaryota, Metazoa, Chordata, Actinopteri, Gadiformes, Gadidae. Gene Ontology annotation, biological process: calcium ion import across plasma membrane.
CAGAACUCCUCCCAUGCGAUCACUCUUUACCUGCACGGCUUCGCAGAGCACCCACAACCCCGCAGACACCUUGCUUUGUCUCAGAGGUGUGCAGAGUCAAUCAAUAUUUCAAGGGAAGAAGACACUUUGAGCUUCAGAACCAACACACGAUGAGCAAGACACCGGUAGACGGAGACAGGCCCGAACCUGGGUCAGACCAAACUGUGGAACUGGAAGAUUUGGAUCCAGGGAACGACGAGCUGAGGAGUCCGAGGGGAUUGGAUUGGCUGCUCAUGAAAGACAAGCCGGUUGGAAGCCCUUCCCCCAUGGACACCACCGUGGUGGCCGUCACCAUAGGAGAGGAGUUCAGCGCGUUGGAACAUGCGUUCAGUGGAAAGUUUACCCGGAGUAAGGUGUUUGAGGCUGCUUCCAGAGGAGACCCUGGCCCCCUAAGGGGCCUGCAGGAUUUCCUGCAGCUCCACCAUCUGAAGCUCACCAGCCCAGAGUACAUAGAUGAAGGCAAUGGUAAAACAGCCCUUCUGAAAGCCCUUCUAAACCUGAACGACGGAAAAAACGACACCAUUCAAGUCCUGCUCGACACAUCUGAGAAAAGUGGAGACCUGAAAGAAUUUGUCAACGCGGCUUACAACGAUGAGCACUUCAAAGGCCAGACGGCCCUGCAUGUGGCCAUCGAGCGGCGGAGCUUCGAUCAGGUGAAGCUCCUGGUGGAGAAAGGAGCAGAUGUGCAGGCCAAAGCAAAUGGAGCCUUCUUCCAGCUCAAUUCAAAACGGGGCUUUUAUUUUGGUGAGCUCCCCCUCUCAUUGGCAGCCUGCACCAACCAAUUAGAGGUGGUCUCCUUCCUCAUGGAGAACCAGUACAGGUGUGCUGACAGCCGGGACCACGACUCCCUGGGCAACACAGUGCUUCACGCCCUGGUGGUCAUCGCCGACAACACCGUAGAAAACACAGAGUUCAUCGUGCGGAUGUACGACGAGGUGCUCAUCCGGGACACCAGGCUGGCCCUGAAAGGAGAAGUCUCCCUGGAGGCAAUCGAGAACAAACAUGGCCUGACACCGCUGAAGCUGGCCGCCAAGCUGGGGAAGAUAGGGCUGUUCAGGUAUUUGGUGCAGCGGGAGUUCACAGACGAAGGGACCAAGGGGCUGUCCCGGAAGUUCACUGAUUGGAUCUACGGGCCCAUCCACUCCUCGCUGUACGACAUGACCUCCAUCGACACCAGCGAGGAGAACUCAGUCCUGGAGAUCAUUGUCUUUGGGAAUGCCAUCCAGAACCGUCAGGAGAUGCUGCAGGUGGAGCCUCUACACAGCCUGCUGGAGGAGAAGUGGGAAAGGUUCGCCCAAAAGUUCUUCCUGGUCAACUUCCUGGUAUAUCUGGUGUACCUGGGUGUCUUCACCACUGUCGCCUUCUACAGGAAGGAAGGGCAGCCUCCGUUCCCCGUGGAGAACACCCCUCUGGACUGGUUUCGCUGUAUCGGGGAGCUGGUCAGUGUGCUGGGGGCAGUCUACUUCUUCAUCAAAGCGAUAGUUGAUUUCAAGAGGAAACCACCACGCAUCAAAUCCAUGUACAUCGAUGGAUUCAAUGAAAUAUCCUUCUUCCUGCAGGCCUCACUUCUCCUAGUGUGCACCGUCUUGUAUGCGUUCGGGUGGAGGGCGUAUGUGGGCCCCUUGGUACUGUCUCUGGCCCUGGCCUGGAUCAACCUCCUCUACUUCACUCGGGGCUCCAAGCGCAUGGGCAUGUACAACGUCAUGAUACAACGGAUCAUAUUAAGCGAUAUCAUUUGCUUUCUAUUUGUCUAUGUGGUCUUUCUCUUUGGAUUUUCUGCCGCGGUGGUGGCCCUCAUAGAGGAGAACCCCCCCGGUCACGAGCAGAGCCGUUCCCGGGCGUUCGUGUGCCGGAAACCGACGUACAACAACAUCCGCUUCACGGCACUGGAGCUGUUCAAGUUCACCAUCGGCAUGGGAGACCUGGAGUUCACGGACAACGUGCAGUACAUCGAGGUGUUCUACAUCCUGCUCAUCAGCUACAUCGUGCUCACCUACAUCCUGCUGCUCAACAUGCUCAUCGCCCUGAUGAGUGACACCGUGGAGAGGGUGUCCCGGGAGAGCGAGAGCAUCUGGAGACUGCAGAGGUCUCUGACCAUCCUGGACCUGGAGAGAGCACUGCCCCGUUGCCUGAGGGACAGGCUGCAAUCCGGCAUGAUGAAGACCCUGUGUUUGCCCACCGGAAAUCGGACAUGCUUCAGGGUGGAGGAGGUAAACUGGAAAAAAUGGCGGUCGAAUCUGGGCAUCUUGAAGGAGGAAGAGCCAGAGCUGGAGAUGGAACCAGAUAUCUUGAUGAUCAGCCCCCGACAAAAACGGCGUAUAUGGAACAUGGGUCCACUCUUCUCCAUGGCUCGUGGCAGAAGAUCUGGAAGAUCUGAUCCCCAACACACCGUCAUCUGACCUCCUCUACCGUCAACUGUGCAGAAGCUCCUAGAUUUUCAGCACAGUUUCUCUCAAAACUGGAUCCUGACAGUGAACCUGAGUAAAACCAAAACAAGGAUACUUGACAAAAGACCCAGCCUCCAAAUAGACAUGCCACGGGACACUGUUACUCUGAGGCAAACAAAAAACUAUACCUACCUCGGCUCGGCAUCAACAUGAACACCACAGGAUAUUGCAAUAAAGCUGUGAAUGACCUGAAAGACAAGGCAAGGAGGGCCUUUUAUGCCAUAAAAAGAAACAUCAAACUAGUCACCCCAAUUAGGAUCUGGCUCAAAAUAUUUGAUGCAGUUAUAGCGCCCAAUGCAUUCUAUGGCUGAACCCUCUAUGCAGAAUUCUGCAAGUCUAUCCUAAAGAGUCCAAAGAGGAGGUGAACUGGGAAAAAUGGUCAACGAAUUUCGGCAUCUUGAAGGAGGAAGAGCCAGAGCUGGAGGGGGAACUGGAUCCCUUGUUGAUCACUGCCCAACUAAAACUUAUGAAUUCACUAACACAUCUGUGCUUUGAGCAAUUGACACAAGAAAUAACUUGUUGGCCGUGUUCUUCUUCCAGGACUUUUUUGGAAUAUAAGCCCAUUUUUCGACAAGGUUACUUCCAGAAAAUAUGGAAGAUCUGAGGCCCAAUAUACCGUCAUUUGACCUCCUCAACCACCUACUGUCUGCUCCUGAAACACCUCAAAGGCUGUUCUUUAACUUACUCAUCAUCCUUAACUUAACACCUGCCCUUAGCUUAGCUCAUUACCUUUUACCUAACAUCUUACCGUCUCGCCCUGAACUUAACUCUCCAUUUCCUUAACUAAACAUCUCGCAGCCUGUCCCUUUCACUCUGGGACUGGGAGGUGGGACAAUUAGGUCCUUUUGGAAACCUUUCGGAACCUAGGUUGUUAGAAAUAGUUAGAAAUAGUUAGAAAAUAAAUAAAACCAUGGUCUGAAUGGAGGACAUUAUAAGGAAAUGGAAGGUUAUAUAGGUUUUGAUUGGAGAAAAUAUAAAAUCCUACCUUUCCAAGUAGUAGCACACGUUUUUGCAAACAUGUGUAAACUUAAAUGAAAACAAUGAGCAAGACUCUCUUUUAAAGCAUUUUGAUCGUGAUUUAUCAAAUGAUUGUGAUUUCUUCCUGAUUCAAUAUUGAUUUGAAAUGCAUAGGUUGUCUCCUCUUUUUUUUAUUUGAAAACUGCAUUACUUUCUAUAACUCAAUGCCGACAAAAAAAGCAUUAAUUUUAUGAGACUGUUCUUUUUAGCUUGUUUUUAAGAUGUCACCUAUUUGUAUCUCAAUUUAUGUCAAUCAAUUUAUGCUGGUUGUGUUCACUUUUUGCCUAAAGUGAAUGAAUAUUGUUGAAAUCA